Bombina bombina (fire-bellied toad) is the source of this 1881-nucleotide messenger RNA. RefSeq names its product killer cell lectin-like receptor subfamily E member 1. The transcript has 7 exons. The coding region runs from base 1 to 1152 and encodes 383 amino acids. Lineage: Eukaryota; Metazoa; Chordata; Amphibia; Anura; Bombinatoridae. The record is from RefSeq and is a predicted model, not a curated record.
AUGAUUCAGUACUACCAACACCUGAGUUUACGCACCCUGCAGCGGAGAGGCACGCUGAGACCACUGACCAUUCUGCGAAAACAGCAUAUCCCAUAUAGAUGGGGCUUCCCCUUUGCUCUAACCAUCAUAAAAGACUCCACAAAAAUCAACAUCAAGGAACAGGAGGAUAUACCGGAGGUGUGCAGGGUGUUGGGCUUGGAGACCCCGGUCCUUCCGGAGCAAAAUGCUCCAUUGCUACAGAAGAGUACCACCACAACCUCUACAGCCCAAAUGUCCUGGCAGAAGGUCAACCACAAGAGGCAGAAAACAAAAGAGACCAGAGAAAUGGAAGUAGUUGACACCUUUGCAAACUUUUAUGGUAAACUAUACGAUGGGAAAAAAGUGACUCACAAUGCAAGGACAGUGAACCAGAAUGCAAAAUUCUUUGGAGACUGCUCGGUGGCUUCGCUGACGACGGAACAAAGAAAUGCCCUUAAUGCCCCGAUAUCCUCUAUGGAGAUCCGGGGGGCUAUUAAAAAUUUGAAACAGGCUAUAAAUCAUGUAAAGUGUCUCUCUAGCAUCACGGCCGUGUUUGUUGUCCUGCUAAAGGUGGUGGAAGUGGGUGCGAUUUGCCUGUUUGUUUGGAAACAGCCUUGUGUCUUCACUGGAAACGCAGAACUUAACAGGAGCAAGGAGGUUAAUUCAAAUACUACCCAUCAGAAACUCCAAAAUGUAUUAUGGGACAUGUGUGCAAAAGGCUUCAAGUGUGAUGUUUGUCCACAAGACUGGGUUGCUCUCAAUGGUUCCUGUUAUCACUUUUCAAAAGAGAGGCUAAACUGGACAAACAGUAAAAAAAGUUGUCAAGACAUGAAUGCAGAUAUUGUUUCCAUGGAGGACCAAAUAGAAAAGGAUUUUAUUUCCAGCCAAGUUAAAUCCAGGUCAGGUCACUAUUGGAUUGGUCUAACUAAGAAAGAGAACAAAUGGGUUUGGGAGACCGGAGCGCAAUUAGACUUACAAAGAUCCGAUGUCCAUAAUUGCGCCACACUUGGAAGGGAUAUUUCCCCUGAAAGCUGUUCAAACCCCAACAAAUGGAUAUGUGAGCAACAAGCCUGUGAACUUUACAAUAUGUGUAAUUUACUGAAGACAGUCUCAAUUGCUGAGAUUUUCUCAUGAAGAAAUUCUAAAUAUUUAUCUGCCUCAAUAUCUAAUGAGCGUACAGUGACAGAAGUUUCUAACUAACAAUUCUUGACCUGUAUAGACUCAUGUUUCAUUAUAGAAGGUUGCACUGUGUGAUAAAAUAUGAUAUUUUUGAAGCAAUAGUUUUCAUUUGCACUUUAUGUUAGAGUUAGAAAUAUUUUGUUUAAUUGUCUACACAUUAUACUUUACAAGAUGGUGACACAGAGCUUGGCAUCUGGUGUAAUGGAAUGGCGUGAGAAGGGUGGGCCAGUUGGUAUGUUCGUGGGGGUCUGAGAAUGAGUAAGGGCUAACAGGGAGAGUGGACUAACGGGACAUAAAAGUGAAAAAAGAAAAAGCUCCUAUUUUAUUCAUGAAGUAUCGCAAAGAGUGUAAACACACAAGUCAGCUCUGGAGCAGAAAUACUCUACUAGAUGAACGCAUCUGGUGAACAAAUGGCAAGAGGCAUAUGUGCAUAGCCACCAAUCAGCAGCUAUUGUUCCUUAAUUCUACCUAGGUGUGCUUUUCAACAUAGGAUAUUAAGAGAACAAAGUAAAUAGAAAAGACCAUUGAGGUUGAUGCUCUAUUUACAGGGGUUGAUCACAUAUCUGUAAGUAAACAAUUGUGCAGCAAUAACAUGAUCUAAAAAAUUGAGAAUUUUCAUUUUUCAAUUGUAUGUCUAUAAUGGUGAAUUUGGUAGAAACUCAAUAAAUAAACUUUUCUACAGAA